CAUUUCCAGCGUCCUUCUGGGCAUCAAUCAGCCCUCAUACAGAGGCACUGCACACAUACUAUUGCACAGUUGUGCAACAGAGGGCAGGUCCGUCCUCCGCCUUCUUCACGCUUCUCCUCCCAGACUCAGCAGCCAUUCAUCCAGCGUCGGCGGAGGCAGUGUGAUCGUAGCCCGGAGAGCAGCGAUGUUUUCCUGCAGAGCGGCCUGGCAGAGGUGUGGGCCUCUGGUACGGAGAGCAGCCUACAGGUUGCCCCAGGAUGUCGUCCAGCGGCGGCCGAUGUCUUCGGUUCCUGGUGGUUCUGGAGAGAACAUCGUGUACGCCCUGCUGUGUGGUGGAGCCUUCGUUGUUUCUGUGACAUAUGCGUACAACACUGUGAUCUCAGAUCAUGAGAGGUUUAAUGAUCGCAUUGCAGAGCUCAAGGCCAGACCAAAGACGGAGUGGGUACCUAAACCCUGGCCACCUAAGAACAGGGAUGAAGAAGAGGGUGGAGAGGAGGAGGAGGAGGCGGCGGCUGAGGAGGCUGGUGGGGAGGAAGAGGAGGCCGUUGGCGCUGAGGCAGAGACUGUAGUAGAGGAAGCUGCUGAAGUGGUCGCUGAGGCUGCUGAGGUCAUCGCCGAGGCUGCUGAAGCGGUCGCUGAGGCUGCACAGGAAGUGGAGGCGGUGGCAGAAGAAGUGGCCCAAGUAGCUGAAGCUGUGGAGGAGGCUGCCGAGGCUGUGGCUGAGCCAGCUGCUGCUGCUGCUGAGGAGCCUGAAAGCAAUGUUCUGAUGGCAGCUGCCUCCUCGCUAGAGGUACCGAAGAUAGCUGAAGUCAGUGAAGAAUCAGCACCAGUUGUAAAUGAGCCUCUGGCAGCAGAAGCAAAGCCCACUGAAGAAAUUACACCAGUUGAGGAGGCUCCUGAAGUAGCAGAAGAGGCUGUUCCAGCAGUAGAACCUACACCCACAGAACAGGCAGUGGCUGAGGAGGCUCCAGUGGUUGAGGUGGCCCCUGCACCAGUUGUAGAGGAGGCUCCAGUGGUUGAAGUGGCCCCUGCACCAGUUGUAGAGGAGGCUCCAGUGGUUGAAGAGGCCCCUGCACCAGUUGUAGAGGAGGCUCCAGUGGUUGAGGUGGCCCCUGCACCAGUUGUAGAGGAGGCUCCAGUGGUUGAAGAGGCCCCUGCACCAGUUGUAGAGGAGGCUCCAGUGGUUGAGGAGGUCCCUGCACCAGUUGUUGAGGCCCCUGCACCAGUUGUAGAGGAGGCUCCAGUGGUUGAGGAGGUCCCUGCAGCAGUUGUUGAGGCCCCUGCACCAGUUGUAGAGGAGGCUCCAGUGGUUGAGGAGGUCCCUGCAGCAGUUGUUGAGGCCCCUGCACCAGUUGUAGAGGAGGCUCCAGUGGUUGAGGAGGCCCCUGAAGCAGUUGUAGAGGAGGCUCCAGUGGUUGAAAAGGCCUCUGCACCAGUUGUAGAGGAGGCUCCAGUGGUUGAAAAGGCCUCUGCACCAGUUGUAGAGGAGGCUCCAGUGGUUGAGGAGGCUCCAGUGGUUGAAGAGGCCCCUGCACCAGUUGUUGAGGAGGCUCCAGUGGUUGAAGAGGCCCCUGCACCAGUGGUUGAGGAGGCUCCAGUGGUUGAAGAGGCCCCUGCACCAGUUGUUGAGGAGGCUCCAGUGGUUGAAGAGGCCCCUGCACCAGUUGUUGAGGAGGCUACAGUGGUUGAAGAGGCCCCUGCACCAGUUGUUGAGGAGGCUACAGUGGUUGAGGAGGUCCCUGCACCAGUUGUUGAGGAGGCUACAGUGGUUGAGGAGGUCCCUGCACCAGUUGUUGAGGCUCCUGCACCAGUUGUUGAGGAGGCUACAGUGGUUGAAGAGGCCCCUGCACCAGUUGUUGAGGAGGCUACAGUGGUUGAGGAGGCUCCAGUGGUUGAAGAGGCCCCUGAAGCAGUUGUUGAGGCCCCUGCCCCAGUGGUUGAGGAGGCCCCUGCACCAGUUGUAGAGGAGGCUCCAGUGGUUGAGGAGGCCCCUGCACCAGUAAAGCCUGAUGUUGCCACAGCUUUAGUUGAUGAACCAGUCACCACCACUGCUGUGGAGGAGGUAGUUGCCGUUGUUCCUGCAGAAGAAGCCGGUGCCGUGGUGGAAGAAGCAGCAGCCCCAGUGGAGACUCAGGCAGAAAUUCCCAAAAGAGAGUACAUUGUUGUUGUUCUAGAAGGAACACCUAAAGAAGAGAAGAGCCCCAAGGUGCUGGGAGUGGGCCCCAUGACUGGAAGGAUCAUCCCUGCCCCGGACGAAGAUGAUGCCCCAGUUUCUGAGGGUAGGCGGCGUCUUCUUAGGAUGCAAAUGCAGUAGUUUCAGCACAGUAAACAGCUCCUGAAUGAUGACUUUCUAUCCUAUGGAAAGAGGAUGUGCCUUUCUCCAACACUUUCCCUUCCACUGCUAACCCAACAACACAAACAGACUAAUAUGUAGUUCCAGUGUAAAGUCAUAUCCUACACAAUGUUUAGUCAAUGUCUGCUUUAUGGAGCCGUCAUCCCAACGUAGCAGCAGUGGUCCAUUGCUGCAACUCUUCACACUGGCUUCAUAGGGCUGGGUUAGCCCAGUCAGUGGUUCCACAGAUCUUUGGUUUGUCUGUUACACUUCAUUACAUUACAUUACGCCUCCUUUACACUUCUUUGACCUCUGUGAAUUGCAAUCUGUUUACACCUGUGAACAAAACUGAGCCAUUUAGUUGACCUUUUUUCCUCCUGUUAGAGUUUAGUGUCAAAAAGCACUCCAGUGAAAUAUGCUGACACUCCACAUCUUUACAGUAUUAUGUGUUCAAGCACAGGAUGUUUCAAGUCCCCAGCAUCCUUUAUAGUGCCCAACUUCAGGUUUUUUCUGCUUCUGUCGUUGUACAAAUGAACAGCUGGAAACACUUCCUGUAGUUUAUCCUUUUUUAGAAUGUAGCUACCUCAGGGUCUUUAACAACCAUCUCGUCAUGCUGUCACAGUGUUAAAGUUCUAAGCCAACAACACAGUUCCUAUACCACCAGCUUCCAUAAGCACAUUGUUACAUUUCAAAAGCUGUUACUUGAUCACCAAACAACCAAAUGUGUAAAUCUAAAUAAGGGAAAUAUUUGCUGAUUACCACACGGUUUUCUUUUCUAAAUGUUAACACACAUUGACUGAAAACUGUGCAUUGCUGCUUGUUGAGUUAAAACCUCCAAUCAAGUAAAACGUCUGGUUUUAGUGAUGUCACAGCAGGUAUUUUACCUUUAAAAGUUGUUGGAAAACAUCAGUUUUGACAUCAUUUAUUGAGGUUUGGCCAGAAGGUUCUGGCCUGUAGAGAGCAACACUGGAGGUGUUCUUGUCUGUGUUCAGUGCUGAGUCACUGUUUUAGCUGUUCCUUCUCACUUUCCUUACACUCUAAUGGAAAUGUGGUGCUUGUAAAGGUAUUAGCCACCACCUUUUCACAGUCUGUAUGUAGAUAUGUUAAAGCUGAAAUCCCUUCCUGCAUCCUCCUUAUCCACCUCUGCUCCAUGGCCUCUGAUACAGAGGUCAGAAAGAAACCAGGAAGCCAUUCUGACUCUGAUCUACAUAGAUGGUGGCUGUACUUUAAAAUUUAAACAUUUACAUUGAAGCAUAGCUCAUUGUGACGGUUCAGUGGGACAAAGCUGCCAGAGCACAGGAUAAGGAAAUGAAUAAGCAGCAUCGUGUUCUUUCCCUCUUUGAUUUUCUGUCCUUUCCAGUUUUUCUUGUUUUGUUCUUGCAGCCAGAGCAGCAUGGAUGUAUCAUCUAAAGGCUUGAAGCAAGUACAAACAGAUGUGAUAGUGAUGUGUUGGUGUGCCAUGAAGUUUGUGUGUUUGAGAAGUGUUGCAGUAUGUCUGAAGAAAAGCCUCCCAUGUGAAAUGCUUUGACAACUCCUUUAUUUCUCGUCCUUGAUUCUCUCCUUCGCGUUUUCACACCUACUACUACUACUCUACUAUUGAAUUUCUGGAUUUGUUAAUUUGGUGGACAAUAUGUGAAACAGACUUGGGAUCACUAAGAGGUAAAAUUAGCUGUUAGUAUAUAUUUAAAAAUUAGAAAUUACGCUGUAUCCUCAGUGCUCGUUGACAGGUUUCUGUAUCAGGUCGUAAGUGGAUGACUUGGACUUCACAAAGGACAGAAACUUCAACACAUUUCUGUUUUUCCAUGUUUUGCAGAAUAAAGAGGGAUUAAAAAUAAA
Molecule: messenger RNA, 4168 nt
Organism: Acanthochromis polyacanthus (spiny chromis)
Lineage: Eukaryota; Metazoa; Chordata; Actinopteri; Pomacentridae
Gene: mgarpa
Product: mitochondria localized glutamic acid rich protein a
Exons: 8
Coding region: 185-2314 (709 amino acids)
Biological process (GO): anterograde axonal transport
Cellular component (GO): mitochondrion
Source: RefSeq, a predicted model, not a curated record